AUGAGCGCCAUAUUGACCGACCGCCAGGCCGAAGAGCUCCACAAGGCCAUAAUCGCAUACCUGGGAGUCAUCAACGCGCCCAAGACUGCUGCUGCGUUCCGGGAGGAGGUCAACUUUUCGGCCGCCUUCGACGAUGCCACGCGGAAAAAGUACGAGGGAUUGCUGGAGAAGAAGUGGACCAGCGUUGUUCGGCUACAGAAGAAGGUCCUCGAGCUUGAACAGCGCAACCAGAGUCUACAAAGCGAACUUGACUCCACAACGCCCACAUCGCUCCUCCGCAGGAACCAGGAUCCUUCCAGCUGGCUACCUCGAGCGCCAGCAAGGCACACUCUCCAGUCUCACCGGUCGCCCAUUACCUGCGUCGCAUUCCAUCCUGUCUUCUCCUCACUCGCGUCAGGGUCCGAAGAUACCACAAUCAAAAUCUGGGAUUGGGAACUGGGCGAGCUUGAACGGACGGUCAAGGGGCAUACCAAAGGCGUUUUGGACGUCGACUUUGGCGGACCAAGAGGAGGGACACUAUUGGCCUCGUGCUCGAGUGAUUUGACCAUCAAACUUUGGGACCCGUCCGACGAGUACAAGAACAUUCGCACACUACCCGGGCACGACCAUUCUGUCUCGGCCAUCCGAUUUGUACCCAGUGGUGCAGCUGGAUCGCCUUCUUCUGGUAACCUGCUCGUGUCUGCAUCCCGAGACAAGACGCUGCGCGUGUGGGACGUGACGACUGGAUAUUGUGUAAAGACAAUCCGAGGACAUGCAGAUUGGGUGCGAGACGUUUCACCAAGCUUCGAUGGACGAUGGUUGUUGUCAGCCGGAAACGAUCAGACUGCACGUCUGUGGGAUGCAAGCUCUGGAGAAGCCAAAUGCACGUUCCUCGGUCACGAACAUGUCAUUGAGUGCGUGACAAUAGCACCUCCCGUAUCCUACGCAAACCUAGCUUCGUUAGCUGGGCUGAAGAAACCACCGCCACUCAGUAGCUCUGCAGAGUUCGUUGCCACAGGAUCAAGAGACAAAACUAUCAAAAUAUGGGAUGGACGGGGUACGCUGAUAAAGACCCUGGCAGGCCACGACAACUGGGUUCGCGCACUGAUAUUCCAUCCUGGUGGCAAGUAUCUAUUAUCGGCCAGCGAUGACAAGACGAUACGAUGCUGGGAUCUUACACAGGAGGGUCGGUGUGUCAAGGUCGUCACGGAUGCACAUAGCCACUUUGUCAGCUGCAUGCGAUGGGCCCCUAACGUGGUCAAAGAUGCCCCUACUAAUGGAGACGCACCUAAUGGCACAACGGCAAAUGGGGCAAGCAAAAAGAAAGACGAAGAAUCUGCCAAAGCUGGUAUACGAUGUGUCAUUGCAACGGGCUGCGUGGAUCUGAACGUGCGCAUCUUCGCAUCUUAG
Molecule: messenger RNA, 1389 nt
Organism: Parastagonospora nodorum SN15
Lineage: Eukaryota; Fungi; Ascomycota; Dothideomycetes; Pleosporales; Phaeosphaeriaceae
Exons: 3
Coding region: 1-1389 (462 amino acids)
Biological process (GO): establishment of mitotic spindle orientation; nuclear migration; microtubule organizing center organization
Cellular component (GO): kinetochore; cytoplasmic microtubule; nuclear envelope
Molecular function (GO): dynein complex binding; microtubule plus-end binding
Source: RefSeq, a predicted model, not a curated record